Cornus florida is the source of this 930-nucleotide messenger RNA. RefSeq lists its product as uncharacterized. Lineage: Eukaryota; Viridiplantae; Streptophyta; Magnoliopsida; Cornales; Cornaceae. The transcript has 4 exons. Bases 1 to 930 code for a protein of 309 amino acids. The record is from RefSeq and is a predicted model, not a curated record.
AUGGAUAGAGGUAUUAAUGGUACCUUUAUUACAUUGAUUCAAAAGAAACCAGAGGCUCUAAAGGUUGGAGAAUAUCAUCUAAUUUCAUUAUGUAACACAUUCUAUAAGGUUAUUGCAAAGAUUCUUUCCAAUAGAUUGGCAAGUGUGUUGGGUAGGAUUGUUGGUAAAGAACAGACAGCUUUUGUUCAGGGAAGAAGAAUUCAGGAUAACAUCAUUAUGGCUCAUGAACUCUUGAAAGGUUUUGGAUCAAAAUUUGCUAAACCGAAGUGUAUCUCUUCAGUUUGGUUUUUAGUUAUUGUUAAUGGCUCUCCUUAUGGGUUUUUUCAACCAGAGCGAGGACUAAAACAUGGUUGUCCUCUAUCUUCCUUGCUUUUUACUUUAGUUAUUGAGUAUUUUUCUGGAACGAUUGCAGCAGAGGUACAGUGCGGUAAGAUUAUUCCAACACAGGCUGCAAUACAAGCUGGUCUAGCUAUAAGUAAGGAGAAAUCUGAGGUGUUCCUCAUUGAUUUUGUUGAAAGAAGGGUUGAAAUUGUUAGAAGUCUUGGUUGUAAAGUUGGAAAUUUUCCAUUUACAUACCUUGGGGUGCCAAUUUUUGACAAAAUGUUGCAUACCAGAGACUGCAAUGACUUGAUUGAUAAAGCUACAUCUCAACCCUCUGGUUCCCUUGAAGAUUCUUCAAUCGGGCUUGGACCGGCCUUUACAGGUGUGGCCCCUUCCGAGUUGGCAGAGUUCUACCCUUUCGAUACGUCUCCUCUCCCCUUUGAUUUGGAGUUCCCUCUUAUUUUAAAGAAAGUAAAGCCCUCCUUCAGUAUAAGGAAUUGGCCACCAUAUCGUUCCUCUUGGACUUUCUGGGUGAAUCGUCUUUCCAAAGAUGAAAAGAUUUCCUCACAGUGGAAAAAAACAAGAAAUCUUGGAUAUUAUCCAUAUUAG